Messenger RNA from Maylandia zebra (zebra mbuna), 5079 nucleotides. RefSeq names its product v-rel avian reticuloendotheliosis viral oncogene homolog B (gene relb). Lineage: Eukaryota; Metazoa; Chordata; Actinopteri; Cichliformes; Cichlidae. Gene Ontology annotation, biological process: innate immune response; positive regulation of transcription by RNA polymerase II; inflammatory response. Gene Ontology annotation, molecular function: RNA polymerase II cis-regulatory region sequence-specific DNA binding; DNA-binding transcription factor activity, RNA polymerase II-specific. The record is from RefSeq and is a predicted model, not a curated record. Gene Ontology annotation, cellular component: nucleus; cytoplasm.
UUACAGUCAUUGUGCCAAACCAGGAGGGAGGGCGCUGUUUCCCCAUUGCACUGACAGUUGAGGCAGGUGGAAACACUGUUAUGUUAGGAGCACACCGGUGACAGGUGUAGGUGAUGCUUGGUGUCAUGAAACACUGAUGGUCUACUUUUGACUCAAGUAAAGACAUGUGACCUCCAGGAAAUGCUGUGUGCCUAUAAAGUUUUAGCUAAAAACAGUUAAAAAAACAAACAGCAUAUUUUGCCUUCAAAAUAUGAGGACUCGCAGCUUAUCCUCUCGUUGCAGAGCUCAGGCUGAAGCGUGUGGGUCAUGCCUGCAGCUGGCUUGCUUUAUUUUUGUUUUUUAAUCUGCUCCCUGCUGAGUCACUGCUUCCCCUAAACGCCCCGCUUUCGAUUUCCAUUUCCUUUAAAUCGUCUGUCUUCUGGGCGACCAGCAGGUGUCGCUGCUGCGCCUCGUAACUUUUCAGCAGUUUGUCAGAGUUUUUAAGUUGAGAGGAGAAGAGGCGCCGUUUCUAAUGGGAGGGGGUUUUGUUUUUGGUUUUUUUGAAAUUGUAACUUUUACUUUGCUCUUAUGAAAUUCCCACUUCUCCCUGAUUGGAGGAACCGGGAGAAACGUGAUAAAGACAUGAUGUAACCAGGAGAAAUGCAUCAGAGGGCGUGUGGCUGAGAAAGAGCUGGCUUUUUGACUUCUUUGUGCUAAAAAUAGGUGCAUUAGCUCUGGGAUAGAGGCUAAUUUGAAUAGUUAAAAACCGAUUUGCAUAUGCGCUGAAGCCGAUAUGAAAACAAGACGAGCCGCCGAUACGUGCGGUCAGUUUACAUAUAUAAUGAGGGGGGAAAUCGGCUUUUAAGGGUAAAAUGCCUUUUCUGGCCUCACUAUGAUGCAUUAUGCAAAUCAAUAAAGCGCCGUUUGAUUAAAAGUUUGGUUCGUGCUGUCGCGGGGGGGGUUUCCCGUCUGUGAGGUGACGUUACGCGCGGAGGGGGAUUUCCACGCGUCUAGCAGCCAAUCGCGAAGCCUGCCGGAAACACAAAAGCGGAGCACACUUAGUUCCACGCAUGGCUUCGGGACGGUUUGACAUUUCUCCUCGGGAUCAGACAGACACUCUGAGCCGCUGUGCAGUUUAACUGGUGGUUUAAGGAGCUGUUUCAGAGUUCAGGACGAAGGUUUGGGCCGAGACGGAAAAAACCCAGAGUCAUCCGGUUUGGAGAGUUCUCAAGGAAGAAUUCAAGGACACGACGGUGGAGUUUAAGGUCCUCAAAGUGGUCUUAAAGACUGUACGCAUGCCAUGAUAGACAUGGACAUGGUCAACGGUACCUCUGCAGAGGAGACAACACCCCUUCCCGGGAUUGACCCGCAGGACGACAAUUAUUCGAGCCUCAACUCUAUAGAUUUCGACCUGAUUCAAGAAUAUAUCACAGAAAGUGAGCAGGUAGCACCCUCCCUAUCUGGACUACCUGGACCACCUCCUCCACCUGCUGGCCUCCCCUGUUCGACACCAACCCCCAUCCACAAACCAACGCAGACAUCCAAGCCGGUGCUGGUUGCAAGAGGCACCUCGUCUAAGCCAGUCCUCCCUGUCAUGGAUAUGGCAUCGACUCAUCCUUCCUCUGGGCGAGGGUCCUCGUGUUUGCUGAACUCGAAGAACUCCGGCAUCCCGUCCUCUCAGAACCGAGGCGACACGGACAUUCUGGAGCGUGUUCUGGACAAGCCCAAGCUCGCGAUAGUGGAGGAGCCCAAAGACAGAGGCAUGAGGUUUCGCUAUGAAUGUGAAGGACGCUCGGCGGGCAGCAUCCUGGGAGCAUCCAGCACCCACACUGAAAAGACCCUGCCUACGAUAGAGAUUCAGGGUUCCAUCGACGGCUUAAAGAAAGUCAACGUCACAGUUUCUUUGGUGACCAAAGACCUCCCACACCGGCCUCACCCCCACUGCCUCGUGGGUAAAGACUGUCCAAAUGGUACAGGGAUCUGUUUUGUCACAUUCAACCCUCGCAACAACCGACGUCACAGCUUCGCUAACCUUGGUAUUCAGUGUGUGAGGCGGAAAGAGCUGGACAUUUCACUUCAGAAGCGAAGAAGUCUAAAUAUCGACCCAUUUCAGACCGGGCAUUCGAAGGGCAUUGAAGACAUGGACAUGAAUUCAGUGCGUCUGUGCUUUCAGUGCGAGCUCGAGUGGCAGGACGGCAGGAAAGACCAUCUCAGCCCGGUGGUGUCGAAGCCCAUUUAUGACAAGAAGGCAACAACUACAUCACAGCUGAAGAUCACCCAUUUGAACCUGUAUGAAGGUCCCUGCACUGGCAAGACGGAGGUCUACAUGUUGUGUGACAAAGUGCAGAAAGACGACAUCGAGAUCAUCUUCAGGCGAGAGUCGUGGAAGGCGAACGGGGAGUUUGCCCAGACAGACGUGCACCGACAGAUCGCCAUCGUGUUUAAGACUCCGCCCUACGAGGACCAAGACAUCACAGAGGAAGUGGAAGUCAACCUGGCCCUGCGUCGCAUCUCAGACCAGAUGGAGAGCGAGCCCGUUACAUUCAAGUACCUGCCUCGCAAUCCAGACCCGUACGAGGUGAAGCGGAAGACAAGGCUAAAGUCAGAGGUGAACCUCAAGGAGAAGCCCUGUGUGACAGCCAAGAGCGCACCUGCCUCAGAUCAGGUCAUCCAGUUCCUCCCAGAGGCCCAAAACAUGAUGUCGCCACAAGAGCGGUCGCACCCUGUCCUGCCCGGCACACCCGCUGCGGCGGAACCGCGUUACUGCAAUCCAGUCGAUUCAAACACAGACGAGGCGGCCGUUUACAACCAGUUGGUAGACAUGCCUGAAUUUUGGGAGGUCUUCAAUAACCCAAACUUCUCCUCACUCGUGCCUGGCAACUUGGACAUCACUGCCUCCCCCUUUGCUAAUGUGGAUAUGAACUUCAACCAGAACUCCGGCUUCCUGCAGGACUUUUCCCAUUACAGUGACUUGCAAUUCAACAUGCUCGUCAGCGAGAGCCAGAACCCGCAGUUGGAGCCGCAGGAUAGCACGGUUCAGGUGAAAACGGAAGAGGAACUUUGAGGAUCGUGUAGCACAGUUUACAGCUGUUUCUGUCAUCUUUUAACAUCUUGGUCACUUCCUUGCUGACAGUUUUAUGUCACUGCCAUGUGAGCACAUUAAGCUAGUUUACCGCUUCCCCUUGUUUCUAGAACUUGUGCUAAGCUAACAAGCUAUCGCCUGCUUUGUUUUUAGUAUGAGACUGGUACUGAUUAGCGCAGCAGAAAACUGAAACCAUCCUUCAAAAGUGGAUACAAGUGCCAAAAUGCAUAUGCUUGUCUCUCUAGAGUCAAGUUUGAAAAAUCCCAUCAGCCACUUGAACUUUCAUCACAGAAUAUCAUCCAUUUAAUACAUUUCAGAGGUUUUCUCUUGAUUUUUAAUGGAUUUGACUUUAAGUCAAAGGUAUAACUCCUACUUAAGCAAAAUAACACGUUACAUGCUGCUCCGAUGGUCUGAUGACAGUUAAGGCUGCGCAUAGCUCUGCAGGCCGAGAGAUUCCACUUUAACCCCUUUGAUGGCACUGGUUCAGAGCUCCUUUAUCCUUGGCUCAGUGCUCUCAUGCUGGCACACGUAUCCAGUUCAUCCCAGACAAUGGGUGAGAGGUGGGGCUCGCCAUUUACCGUCACACCACUUUAGAAUCGCCGGAGACCCACGCACAACUGUGCUGCUAAGCUGUUUGUUUUAUUGGCUUACUCAUGUCUAAACACAACAAGUUAGUCAGUACUAAACACUUAGCUAAGUUUCACACCAGUGAUCAUCAGUGUCUGAUCUUCUGUGACAACUUACAAUUUAUUUUUUUCCAUCUGAGUGUUUUCUGUUUGAGCUGGCACUCAAAGCAGUUUUUUCACUGUAAGCCACACACACACACACACACACGUCAGAUUCUAUUAAAAGUGGUCCAAGGAAGGAACAAUGGUGAUGCUGUGGCCUCUUUCAGCAGGAUAAUACACCUUGCCACAAGUAAAAAAAGGUUCAGGAACAUUUUAAGCCAUUGACUUGGCCUCCAGAUUUCCCAGAUCUCAGUCUAAUCGAGGAUAUGUGGGAGCUGCUGGAGGUCUGCGCCUCGAUGGGUCAGGGCUAUUUUGGCAGCAAAAGGGGAACCAACACAGCAUUAGGCAGGUGGUCAUAAUAUUGGGCCUGAUCAGCAAGCUGUUUGUUCAGCUUUUUCAGUUCGUUCACUUCUCAUUAGCACACAGGGACCUCCCACUACCAGUCCCCUAUAUUAUGUCGUCUGUCAUUAUCAACUUGAAAUGCUGUCAAAUGUAAAUACAAACUAGUGAAUAUAAAAAUAACAAACGCUUCAGCUAUCUUGAAUCAGAGAAGAAUAUAUGUGGCAUUUUUGGUGCUUGUAUCCACUUGUGAACAAUCUUCCUGUAUUGAGUUAUCUGCUGCGCUUGCUCUGCUAGACUGCAAAACCAUUAUGGAGCAGAGUGCCUUCUUUCCUGCUGCUGCUUUGCACUUUGUUGCCCUGUAUUUAACCCCGUACCUUUUUUUUUCUUUUGCUCCCAAAGCCUUGCUGGCCAAGUCUUCGGGAACAAGUUGGCAUUCCUUAUUUUCCAUAAGUGCUGCAAGCAUUAAUUUAAAGCCUACAUUCAGUGUGGAGUUUAAAAGGAGAACUCAAACUUCUCCACAAAAGCUGUAAACUUCCAUAAUUGCAGUCUGUUUUAAUUGCAAGGUGAGACUAAAAUGGCACGUAUUAAAUGUUUGUGCGACAUUUGUUUUGUUUGCUUAGCUGAAGCUGCCGGCAGCAUAAAAGGGUUUGGUUUUUUUCUUUUAAUCACCAAAAGUCUCAAGUACAGUAGUUGGGGAUCAAUUCUUCUUUGUCCCUGUCUGUUAUUGCUCUCUGUUGGCUGCCACAGCCACUGGCUUGUUUAAUAUUUAAUCAACAUAAAUGUAAUAGAAAACAGCCCUUUUCCUAUUUCUGGCUUUCUUUGUGUCAGUUCCUUUUGUUUGUCAGUUUCGCUCUUGUGCUAAGCAUUCAAAUUUCCAAUCGCACCUUAUCACAUGUCUGCCCACAGUGUAGUGCAGUAGUCGGAGAAAAAUAAAAUGUCUGUGUGUAA